AUGUCAGCGAGAGCUUCGAAGAGCCAGGACCCUGAGACCUCUGCCAAAAAGUCGAAACGAGGGGGAGCGGGAAAGGUCGCGGGACUGACCUGUUCCGGCUGCCGCAUCCGCAAGACCAAAUGCGAUGGAGCGAGCCCCACCAAUCACUCAGGUCCGCGAGAUGGCUCGGCGCCUGCGCGAGGCCGAGGAAACGAUACGUCUGCUUCAGGCCUACGCUCCACUUCCAAGAGUAGCAUUGACGACGCUGCUCCCUCGCACUACCCCUCGGACGUUUCUCUCUCCACAUCUGGACCACCGCCGCCACUGAUACCGGAUCCUCAAGCAUGGCGCUCUACCAGUGCGCCUCGGGCGCCGCCGAGCCCAUCACCUCUACUUUGGGAUGGGGAAGGACCCGCUAGGUCUCGCUCGUCCGAUAUACUACUUGAUCAUAAUGGAGAGCUGUCGUAUCACGGAGUCACGUCGGCGGUACAUGAUCCCGAUCGGACGAUACAGGUCGACGACUCGGUGGACCCCUCUCGCGAGGUCAGAGCCCAGUUGACGUUCGCUGUGGUCGACUCCCAGACGUACGAGCAAUUUGCUCUCGGAACCGUUGCUCUACAAGUUGAUCUACCGCGAGAAGUAAUCAGUCACCUCCUACAGCUAUACUGGACAUGGGUCGUACCCGCAUUCCAGUGGGUGUAUCGCCCUGCAUUCAUGCGCGACAUGUCUACGUCCGGUCCUUACUAUUCGCAAUUUCUCCUCCUCGUGAUCUGCGCCCAUGCGUCCCGCUUCUCGCCAGAGCGCCACAUCGGACCCAUGCUCGACGCUCGCGCCAAACUCCUCCUCGGCCAAGAGAUACAGAGACCUCCAUCCGUCCCGACCGUACAGGCACUCCUCCAGCUCAGUGCGAGGGAGCUGGCGUGCGGCUCGAUAUCGCAGUCUUGGCUCUACAGCGGGAUGGCAUUCCGGAUGGCAGGGGAUAUGGGUCUGCAGCAGAGCUACGAGCGGGUCCAUCAUCUCGGUCAUUUGAACGCGGAGGAUCUGGAGAUACGAAGGCGGCUGUUUUGGAGCUGUUACUUUUGGGACAAAUGUAUCAGCCUGUACCUGGGUAGAUCGCCCGUGAUGCUGGAGACACCUCAGAGUGCUCAUACUGCUCUCGAUAAGUCUGACGACGACGAUCUCUGGUCACCUCCCGACGACGUUCUGUCCGACUAUCCUCAAUCUCGCGCCUAUACCGUCUCCAGCUUUGAGAAUUCCUGUCGCCUGGCAGUCCUAAUAAACGAGGUUAUCCAACAACUGUACUCCCAUACUGCGCCCGCCACACCACCCAUAGAGCUACUCGGCAAGCUCAAUACAUGGCGAGCAACUACGCCCGCACACCUACGACUUGACGCCGAGACUCUGCCCAGCGUGUCUCCUCCGCCUCAUAUACUUACGCAAAAUCUACUAUACUUCACUACCGUCAUCCUCCUCCACCGCCCUUUCCUGCCCUCUUCUACUCAUCGUCAAGCCUGCCGGACUGCGGCGAACAACAUCGAAAGCCUGAUCAGCCUCCUCGUCUCCACAUUCGGCGUCGGCUACAUCAGCUACAUACAGGCAUACUGCAUCUAUACUGCCGCCAGCGUCCUCGUCCCUGAUGCCAAUGCGGGCGACCCCAUCGCGGUGACUCGGCUUCACAUCUUGCUUGAUGUCUUACGCGGGGGUCUCACCACCUGUCCCGUCUUCAAGCGGAGUCUGGACAUUAUCAAUCACAACUACGUUCCGCCCACUCGCUCGCAAGCUGUCUCGGAGACAUCAGUCGACACUUGGCCAGCGGCCGACACCGCGCGAAAUCAAUUCCAACCAUUCACGCAGCCCAUCUCGGCACCCGCUGUCCCAUCGGCGGAAUCAACCUUCACCUUUGGUCCUACCGCUCCGCUCAAUUACAUGCCGGCUUUCCCUUGCUUGGGUAUGGGCUUGGGCGGGGACGACGGGCCGUUCAUGCCCAGUACCUUGGACUCGGAUCUGAACUUCCUGGACUGCUUUCCUGAGAGCAAUAUGGCGGCUGGUGACUGGUUUUUGAAUAUCUGA
Messenger RNA from Dioszegia hungarica, 2049 nucleotides. Its product is annotated as fungal-specific transcription factor domain-containing protein. Bases 1 to 2049 code for a protein of 682 amino acids. The record is from RefSeq and is a predicted model, not a curated record. Lineage: Eukaryota; Fungi; Basidiomycota; Tremellomycetes; Tremellales; Bulleribasidiaceae. The transcript is spliced from 8 exons. Gene Ontology annotation, biological process: DNA-templated transcription; regulation of DNA-templated transcription. Gene Ontology annotation, molecular function: DNA binding; DNA-binding transcription factor activity, RNA polymerase II-specific; zinc ion binding.